Molecule: messenger RNA, 1177 nt
Organism: Aphidius gifuensis
Lineage: Eukaryota; Metazoa; Arthropoda; Insecta; Hymenoptera; Braconidae
Gene: Ppcs
Exons: 5
Coding region: 102-1037 (311 amino acids)
Biological process (GO): coenzyme A biosynthetic process
Cellular component (GO): cytoplasm; nucleus
Molecular function (GO): phosphopantothenate--cysteine ligase activity
Source: RefSeq, a predicted model, not a curated record
AUUGAGCUAAAUUAUUAAGGUUAGAAUGGACUUUGUAAUUUACAAAAAAAAACUGACAAGAACAUUUUAAAUUGACACUUGUCAAUAGUUAUAUAAACAAAAUGAAUUUGUCAAAUAAAACUGAAUCAAAUUGGGAAGAAUUUUAUGCAAAUCAAAAGCCUCCAGCUGAUUUGGAAAAUAGUAAAAAACUAUUACAACAAUUUGUACAAAAAAAUAGUAAAGUUGUACUUGUUACAAGUGGAGGAACAACAGUACCACUUGAACAUAAUACAGUAAGAUAUGUUGAUAAUUUUAGUGCUGGAACAAGAGGCUCAGUAUCAGCUGAAUAUUUUUUGGAGCAUGGUUAUGCUGUUAUUUUUCUUUUUAGAGUAAAAUCAUUGGAGCCAUUUGCUCGACAUUUUAUAGGUCAAAAAUUUCUAGACAUGUUGGUUUUAAAUGAACAAAAUGGUCAUCAAUCAUUAACAGUUGCUGAUAAAUAUUCUAAUAAUGUUAUUGAUGUGUAUUUAAAAUAUAAUCAAGCAUUGAAAAAUAAUAAACUACUUCAAAUUUGUUUUACAACACUUUCUGAAUAUCUUUGGUUAUUAAGAGCUGCAUGUGAAGUUUUAAAACCACUGAAUAAUCAAGCUCUACUUUAUUUAGCUGCUGCUGUUUCAGAUUUUUAUGUACCAUCAAAUGAAAUGUCUGUACAUAAAAUUCAAUCAACAACUGUACCAAAUCUUUCACUUCAUUUGGUACCAAAAAUAUUAAAACCACUUGUUAGUUUAUGGGUUCCAAAUGCUUUUGUCAUAUCAUUUAAACUUGAAACUGAUGAAAAUUUAUUAAUAUCAAAAGCUAGAAAAGCCCUAAAUAAUUAUAAACAUUCCCUUGUUAUUGCAAACAUGUUACAAAAUCGUAAACAACAAGUUGUAAUGGUAACAGCAAAUGAAGAUUAUAAAAUAAAUCUUACUCAGGAACAAUUAAAUAAUGGUGAAGAAAUUGAAAAAUACAUUGUUGCUGAUGUCGUAAAUAAACAUGAACAAUCAAUAAUAAAAAAUUAAACAUUAAUUAUAUUAAUAAAUUGUUAUUAUAAUUAAAAACAUAAUUAAACAAUUAUAUACAAAAUGAAAAUAAUAAUAUACAUAUAUAUGGUGUAAUAAUAAUAAUUAAAAAUAAAAUAAUAUAAUUUAUUUUCCACUUC